Messenger RNA from Sporothrix schenckii 1099-18, 840 nucleotides. RefSeq lists its product as uncharacterized. The record is from RefSeq and is a predicted model, not a curated record. The transcript has a single exon. The coding region runs from base 1 to 840 and encodes 279 amino acids. NCBI's taxonomy places the organism in Eukaryota, Fungi, Ascomycota, Sordariomycetes, Ophiostomatales, Ophiostomataceae.
AUGGCCGACCUUUUCUCGCUCACGGGCGACCCGCUCAUCGAGGCCGUCACCGCCGCCGUGCGUGUCCACAUGGCCCAGUACGACGGCUCGCACGACUUCAACCACAUCCGCCGCGUGGUCGGCCUAACGCGCCACAUCUGGCACACAACCCGGGGCGCGGACGUGUCGUCGUCUUCGCCUCAGCCGCCGGCCGACCCCCGCGUGGCCGUCUUGGCCGCCCUGCUGCACGACGUCGGCGACCGCAAGUACAUUCAGAGCGCCGCGUACGCGCCCGCCUCCGACGACGAGGCCAAGGCCAUUGACGCCCUCGUCCGGGACACGCCGUUCGCCCACGACACGGGCGCGCGGGCCACGGCCGCCGUGUUUCACCGGUGUGUCCAGGCGGCGGCAGAGUCUGCGGGGCCUGCCGUCCCCGAGCCCGAGGACGCGGUCGCACUCGGCCGCAAGGUGGUCCUGGUUUGCCAAAAUGUCAGCUGGUCGGGGGAGAACAAGUCGGACGAGACGCGCGCGGCUGUGGCCCGGCUGGCCAAGGAGGUGCCCGAGCUGGCCAUGGUCCAGGACGCGGACCGGCUCGACUCGCUGGGCGCUGUGGGCGUGGCGCGCUGCUUUGCGUACGGAGCCAGGGCCGGCGUGGCGGGCAAGGCGCAGGGGCGGACACUCGAGGACAGCUUGGACCACUUUGACGAGAAGCUGCUGGUGGUGGGCCAGCGCAUGAAGACAGCUGAGGGCGCGCGGUUGGCCGCGGAGCGGACGCAGCGGCUGCGGCAGGUCCAGCAGUGGUUCCUCGACGAGGCGUCGUUUGCCGUUGGUGGUUUUGUGGCUGGGAAGGAUGAAGCAUGA